CACCUGCCGUGCUGGUGACUUUCCUCUCAUUGAUUUCUUGCUGGGUUCCGUUCAUGUUUCUCUCGCCGGUCGCUGACGCCAUCGGUUCUCCUUUUUCAUCUGACUGAAUGUUGUCCAGUUUCUGGAGGAGGAGCUUCAUCCCUUGAUCCUGCUCCAGCCUUCAUCGUGCUCCUGGAUCUCCUCUGGGCUCAGAGCAGUUGGACGGACACAACGCUUACAGUGGUCUGUCACAAUUGGUGAGAGGAACGCUGGGCUUCUCUGGGAUCUCCACAGAUGAUGAUGGAGGCUCUUCUGCCGGCUCCUCCGCUGGAUCCCCGUCCUGGUCCGCCCUGACCUGGUCCACUGCUUCACUGUCUCGCUGCAGCUCGACGGGACUUUGCAUGAUGACUGACACACCUGGAGGCUGAGCGCUGGAUUCUCCUGAUGCUGCUGCUCCGAAGCUUCCUCAGAGGAGGGGAGAGGUUCCUCAACCUGGAGGAAAAUAUGUGACUUGUUUGUACUUGCACGACACAUCACCAAUAUCAAGUGAAGUGGAUUCUCUUCUGGCCUGAUCCUUCAGGCCACUUCCUGCCACACAAGCGACCCCUCAUCCACCCCUCUGGUGUGAUGACCCACAUGCUUUUAAGGAGAAGGUGGAAAAAGUCAGCCACUGAGUCAUUCAGCCCAUCAGAAGUGGAGAGACUCAAGAGCAGAAGAGAACAGGAGCGAGAGACACAUGAGUCAGUUCAGCAUGCGGAUAGAAACCUGCUGCGGCUGGACACGGAUGAAGGAAAGUCCCGAGGAAGCGUGCUGGCCUGCGUCUUUGCUCACCAGUCGGAGUGUUGCCCCAUAUGUGAGCGAGGAGGACUGGAGGAGCCUGGAGCACCUAGCCCACCCCCGACACCGGAGACACCCAGGGAAGGAAGCGGCGGAGGAGUGGACAGAUGAGGGGCGGGGCAAGAGAAAAUCAGAAACAGUCCAGGAAAUGAGAACAAGAAUCGUGCAGAAUUCCAUGGGAGCAGAAGACAGUUCAGGACCAGCAGCGUGACACAGCAUGCCGACGCUCUGCCGGAGGCAGCUGCGCAUGCGCGCCCUGGCUGUUUCAUCACCACCAUCCUGAGUUCAUUUCGGUACCGCGAGCUCGAGCUCAGCUGCCUGUACAGCGCGUCCGCCCAGUGAGGACGGAGCAGCGGGAGAAGCGCACGAGGCGAAAUCCCGUCCAACGCCGGACCACGCCGACCGAGCACGGUCCUGAUCAGAGUGCCAUCAGUCUUUCCAGUGAGCAGUCAUGCCUCCACCGGUGGGCGGGCCCAUGGGCUACACCCCUCCAGAAGGUGGCUGGGGCUGGGCCGUGGUGGUUGGUGCCUUCAUCUCCAUAGGCUUCUCCUAUGCCUUCCCCAAAUCCAUCACUGUGUUCUUCAAAGAGAUUGAGGUGAUCUUUGAUGCCACGCCAAGUCAAGUGUCCUGGAUCUCCUCCAUCAUGCUGGCAGUCAUGUACGCUGGAGGUCCGAUCAGUAGCAUUCUGGUCAACAAAUUUGGCAGCCGUCCAAUUAUCCUCGUUGGCGGCUGCCUCUCUGGGUCAGGUCUGGUCGCCGCCUCUUUCUGCAACUCGGUGGAGCAGCUUUACUUCUUCAUCGGAGUCAUUGGAGGUUUGGGACUGGCCUUCAACUUGAAUCCUGCCCUCACCAUGAUCGGGAAAUACUUCUACAAACGCCGUCCGAUUGCCAAUGGCAUCGCCAUGGCAGGCAGCCCCGUCUUCCUGUCCACGCUGGCCCCACUGAACUCAUGGUUGUACGAUGAGUUUGGCUGGAGAGGAAGCUUCCUCAUCCUGGGGGGUCUUCUGCUCAACUGCUGUGUGGCUGGUUCCCUCAUGCGGCCCAUCGGGCCUCCGCCUCUGCCGUCCAACGCUCCGGCCGAGCCCUCUGCGUCAGAGGGGGAUGCCAUUGUCAAGCCACAACCAAAGAAGACUAUCCUGCAGACCAUCAUCUCCUUUAUCGACAUCACUCUCUUCAAGCACCGCGGCUUCCUGCUGUACUUGCUCGGCAAUGUCGUCAUGUUCUUUGGCCUCUUCGCACCGCUCGUCUUCCUGUCAAACUAUGCCAAAAGCAAAGACAUAAGCAAGGAGAAGGCCGCCUUCCUGCUGUCCGUGCUGGCCUUUGUUGACAUGUUUGCCCGUCCCUCCAUGGGCCUGCUGGCCAACACCAAGUGGAUCCGCCCCCGAGUCCAGUACUUCUUUGCUGCUGCUGUUCUCUACAACGGUGUGUGCCAUGUGCUGGCACCUCUGUCCGUUGACUACACGGGAUUUGUGGUGUACGCCAUCUUCUUCGGUUUUGCCUUCGGCUGGCUUAGCGCUGUGCUCUUUGAGACUCUCAUGGACCUGGUGGGCGCGCAGAGGUUCUCCUCUGCCGUGGGUCUGGUCACCAUCGUGGAAUGUGGCCCAGUGCUGUUGGGUCCCCCUCUCACAGGCAGUUUCUAUAACUACUACAGCCACUAUGACUACACCUAUAUCUCCUCCGGAAUCAUCCUCAUCAUCGCCAGCUGCAUUCUUUUCGUGGGGAUGGGAAUCAAUUACCGGCUGCUGGCACGAGAGAAGAAGGCGGAGGAGAUGAAGGAGCAGGAGGAGGCGGCAGCGGAGGAGGGCAAGGCCAUGCUGGCGUCUGACACGGAGGAGAACAGUGUUCCUCACGCCGCCGUCCCUCUGGAGGAGGUGGCCCGAAUGGACGAGGACACAGUUUAGGAGAGAGCACAUGAAUCACACACAGGAGCGGCUGCAGUGAAGCAACACACAGCUCGGUCGAGCGACACACCUGAAGCCAUCCGACAAGCCCUUCUUUUUCUUUUAUUCUCUGAUCUGAACCUGGACUGGCCUGUUUUGAUUUCUUCAUGUGCCUUUGGUGAACUCCAGGAGCACCCCUACCUCCACCUCCCCACCGAUGAUGAUUUUUGGAUUGCAGAGUUGCAGGGCAGCUGCCUCCCUGGCAGGAUGCUCCGGUUCACUCGAUGGAUUGUGUGAAAGCACUGCGUCCUCUCCUCCACUCCUCAAGGACUGAUCCGAAAGCACGUGUCACAGCCAUUCUUAGCAACUCAGGUAAUGAGUGAGUAUUUUUGAAAAGGUUCUGGACUGAAGCUCAGUAUUUGAAGUCAAAGCAGUGUCAGUGUUGUGAUAGCUUGAACUGUGCACAUAUGUGUGUGUGUGUGUCUCCAUGGAACACCCUCCACAGUACCAUAUACGACUGUGGAAAAAUACUUCAGUCACUCUCUGCAAACCGAUGCACAGCAGUGAUUGGUGAAGGAUGAGACACCUGGCUUCCCCACAAAGGUUAGAGGGCGCUUCCAGCAGUUCACUGCUGCAUUAUGGAAUUUGAAGAAGAUAUUUUCAACAAUUUGCUUUUUUUCCAAGUGUUUGAUAUGACAAAGUAUUAAGCUAUAUUAUAAGCUAUACUCAUAUUUGUUUAGCCCUAUAUCAAUUACCUUUUGUUAUAGACCAAAAAAAAUCUAUUUUUGUCUUCAUAUAGUCUGACAAUCCGAUGAGUAGUCAUGUUUGUAAUGGAUUUAGAUCUUUGUGCUGACGUGUGCAAAUCUGACCAGAUUCAUAUCAAAACCAGCAGAAUGGAAUAGAUGUCUGAUGCCGACUUUCCACGCAGCGGUCCGGGUCAGAGCAGGUCGGGUAGUAACCUUCAUUUCACCGACUCCACCACUCAAAAGGGUGGAAUAACCCGCCCCAACCCUUUCUAUAUUUUGGAUCCCUUGUCUGGGGUGCAGAAGGGUCAGGCCCCAGUGACACACCCACAAACACUGUUCACUUGAGGGGAGCAAACUCAGUAGAGUUGCCUCAGAUCCAGCAGAGCAUUGUGCGUGUGCUAAAAGCCUCUCAUGAAUUUUCCCAAAGCAAGUUAGGAGCUUAAAAUGUUUAAAAAAUUAUUUUUAAAACUCAUUUGGACAGUGUCGCACAAAUGUUGUAUAUCUGUGAAUGAAUACAGACUUCCAAUGUCCCAGAGCACAUGAAUGAGGAGCGUUCACAGAGCACCGAGGUGAGUUUUUGCUCCUCAAAUGCAGCAUUGCCAUCAUGAAAUCAAAUAUAUGCUGUUGAAACGUCGUCCCUGAUUGUCGCUGCUCACCGUCGUUGCAUGAACAAAUGUGACCUCAUCUCUUGUCACAUCACAUGAUCAAACUUUUCUACUCUUCUGUCUCGUCCUACAUUGUAAACAUUAGCGCAGCCCACGCUUGAAAAGCUCAGCUGCUGACUCAACAAAUGAAACGGUGCAAUGUCAUGGCGUCACCGCCCACGUUCCUGAACCCAGUGACCCGUUCCCACCCUGCUCAGUCCGUACCGACCCAGACCACCCGGUGGAAACGCGGCAUUAUUUUACCAACCACCAGCUUGUGGGACUAACAAGGUACACUGCCAGUGUGACCGCUCGGUCAGUCCUGUGAUGCUUGUUUGAGAUCAUAGUGAUGGGGGUGGCAUUUUCUCUGAUGUUUCCAUCUCUGUUGGAACGUUUGCUUCUCAUUGACCUGUGAACUUCUGUACGUCUCCAUUGUGGACGUUUCAUUGGGAAAUAAUCUGGUCCACUCAUCUGAUGAGUCAGCAUAUAUUUGGGAGUUUAAGUGGGAGAGAAAGUGGUCAGUCUGAGAUAAGUUUGCUCGAUGUUUAAACUGAAAUAUUCAUCCGGUCUUGAUGAGAGAGUCGGGGUGGAUUUGCCAAAGCAAAAGUGCCAAAAGCCCCUCAUGGAUUUUCCCACAGCAAGUUAGGGGCUCAAAAUGUUGAAAUAAUUAUUUUUAAAACUCAUUUGAGGUUGGAUUAUUUUAUUCCAAGUUUAUUACAUUGAUGAACCGCCCAUGUGUUGGAUGACAGAAUUGAAAGAAGGUCAAACCUUUGAACUGCCUAGAAGGUGUCACUGAAGAGUCAUUUAAAGCACCACAAAUGUCCCCACUACAUCGACGGCCUCAGGGACACUGAUCAUGUUACUGCCGUUUCCUGAAGAGACAUCGACCAAUUUCGGUGUCAGGUGGUCAAAUCCAUCCGAAUUUCAUGUUCAUGUUUGACUGAAAAUGUAUUCAUCGCGAGCCACUGAUACGAUCCCUUCUGGUGUGUUUACCAACGUAGCCCAUUGUAUCUCCAUUGGAAAACCCUUCUCAUGUCUAACACAGAAGGAAAGUCAAUCACUUGAUGGUUUUUAUCCAGAUGGAGGAUUUGGUGAAGCAAGUGAGUGCACAACAGGUUGACAUUUCCGUCUUCACAUGCUGCCACACCUCAGCCAGCCACCUUCCACCUAUUCAGAUCGAGUUGAGAAGGUCACGUGACUGAAGCGAUGUGAUGAACUGAAUGACUGAAACAAAGUUGUCGAACUGCACCUGUCUUUUUUUUUUUUUGAGAACACGUUGCACAUUGUAACACCAGCUUUCGAGGUUUCUAAAUGUGAAAUAUGAUUGAAUAAAUAGUUUUUAAAAA
Molecule: messenger RNA, 5431 nt
Organism: Synchiropus splendidus (mandarinfish)
Lineage: Eukaryota; Metazoa; Chordata; Actinopteri; Syngnathiformes; Callionymidae
Product: monocarboxylate transporter 1-like
Exons: 10
Coding region: 1268-2716 (482 amino acids)
Biological process (GO): transmembrane transport; monocarboxylic acid transport
Cellular component (GO): membrane
Molecular function (GO): monocarboxylic acid transmembrane transporter activity
Source: RefSeq, a predicted model, not a curated record